AUGUACAAUAGUAAAGAAAAUAUUAAAGCAUCUAAAAAACCAUCUGAAAAAAGCAAAAAGCGGUCAUAUAUAUCAGUGUAUUUUAAUAGUAGUGAAUUAUUUAUGUUUGACUAUGAUAUAUGUUUAGAGGAUAGAAAAGAAUUAAAAAAAUGUCAUAUACGUUUGAUUUACAUACCGUUAACUAACUUAUUUAAUUUACCCAUAAAUUUUUCUGAUAAUAUGACUUUUCGAAAAUAUAUUAAAUUAAUAGAUACAUAUAAGUUAUUUAUAUUACAAUUUAUUGUUGCAAUGGCACAAGGAGAAGAUAGUGGGGAAGCAGAUGCAAGUUGCAACAAAGGAUCAACUGGAGAAAAUGGAGGUAUUGAGGCAUAUAAAAUUAUGAAAAAAUUAAUUGUAAAUUAUAUAUUCGAAGUCACUAAAAAAAAAACAAAAGAAGAGGAUUUAUGGAUGAAUUAUUAUAAGAAAACUUAUGAUCAACCACAUGGAUCCACUCAUCAAGGACAUCUAUAUGGUGAAAGCAUACAACAACAGCAAAUGUUCCCAGUGUAG
Messenger RNA from Plasmodium gonderi, 549 nucleotides. RefSeq names its product variable surface protein. The record is from RefSeq and is a predicted model, not a curated record. Lineage: Eukaryota; Apicomplexa; Aconoidasida; Haemosporida; Plasmodiidae. The transcript is spliced from 3 exons. Bases 1 to 549 code for a protein of 182 amino acids.